CUCUCUCUUUCUCCUUCUCUUUCAGUGCCUUCUCUCGUCUCAGGGUGGUUUUAGUCUCCUCAGUUAUUGGGUUCGUUUGGACUUUUGAUAAUCCAAGAAUGGAUGAUGAGUUUGCUAAGCUUAUAUGGAGGGUGAACCCACCAAGAGUUGUGAUUGACAACGACGCCUGUGACCAUGCUACUGUUAUUCAGGUUGACAGUGUUUACAAGCAUGGCAUUCUCCUGGAAGUUGUUCAAGUGCUGACAGAUCUAAACCUUAUUAUAACAAAAGCAUACAUCUCUUCCGACGGUGGUUGGUUCAUGGAUGUGUUCAACGUGACUGACCAAGAUGGGAAUAAAAUCAGAGAUGGGGAAACCAUCGACUACAUACAAAAGACUAUUGAAACUGAUGCUUGCUUCUUACCCUCAUUAAGAGGCUCUGUAGGGAUGAUGCCCUCUAAAGAACAAACCUCAAUCGAACUAACUGGCACUGACAGGCCUGGUUUACUAUCCGAAGUAUGUGCUGUGCUUGCUGACCUUCAUUGCCAUGUGGUAGAUGCUGAGAUCUGGACACACAAUGCUAGAGCAGCAGCUGUGGUUCAUGUCAUAGAUGAGGCCACAGGGCGUGCCAUUGAAGACCUAGAAAGGCUCUUAACAAUCAAGGAACUCCUAUGCAAUGUCCUAAAAGGCAACAAUGAUUUGAAAGCAGCAAAAAUGACACUUCCGGCCCCUGGUGUAAUGCACACUGAGAGAAGGUUACACCAGAUGAUGUUUGCCGACAGGGAUUAUGAAAGGGUGGAAAGCCCAGGGCUUGAGGGAGCUGGUGAUAUGAGAUCAAGACCCCAUGUUACCAUAUUGGAUUGCAUAGAGAAGGAUUAUACUGUGGUUACUAUCAGGUCCAGAGACCGGCCAAAGCUCUUAUUUGACACCAUAUGUACACUAACAGACAUGCAAUAUGUAGUGUUUCAUGGAACAGUUGAUGGUGGAAGGGAGGAGGCUUACCAGGAAUAUUAUAUCCGGCAUGUCGAUGGGUUCCCUGUAAGCUCGGAAGCUGAACGACAACGUGUGAAACAAUGUCUUGAAGCAGCCAUUGAGAGGCGGUCAGAGGGAAUGGAGCUAGAACUGUGCACCGAGGACCGGGUUGGACUUCUCUCAGACAUUACCAGGAUAUUCCGGGAAAAUAGUUUGUCCAUUCAAAGAGCAAAAAUUUCAAGAAAAGGUGGCAAAGCAAGAGAUACUUACUAUGUCACUGAUGUCUCUGGUAACCUUGUUGAUCCUAAGGCUAUCGACUCAAUUUGCCAACAGAUUGGGCAAAGGAUUCUGUGGGUGAAACAGAACCCAAGUUUGACUCCAAAACCUCCUGAGGAGGCCACUGGUUUCCUCUUUGGGAACUUGUUUAUAGCUCGAACAUUCCAAAAUUUAGGGUUGAUUAGAUCGUACUCCUAGAUUUCUCUUGAAAUUUGCUGCUACAUCCAAUGUUGCACUCAACUUUAUACAAUUAUAAGAAUUAGUUAGGAGAAAACGUUUAGGAACCAGACACUGUUAAAUGUCUUCUCCCCUUUGUGCAGAAGUGUCUGUGUAUGUCAUAUUUCGAGUAGAAGAAACUCAGAAGCCCUAGUAUAUUGUAUACUGGCAGGUUAGGUGUCUAUACUUCUCUCAGUUCCGUUACUAAAUUGUGUACAGAUGUGCAUACAUUGUAAAAGAGAAAAGAGACCAGAAAGAGACUUGUACAGAUACUAUUGCUACAAGCAAAGUGAUGUGAAUGUUUGUAAAUAUUUAUAAGUGUAGAUCUCCUUGUAAAUUUCAUUGUUAGAAA
This is a messenger RNA of Macadamia integrifolia, 1794 nucleotides long. Its product is annotated as ACT domain-containing protein ACR6-like. The record is from RefSeq and is a predicted model, not a curated record. NCBI's taxonomy places the organism in Eukaryota, Viridiplantae, Streptophyta, Magnoliopsida, Proteales, Proteaceae. The coding region runs from base 99 to 1424 and encodes 441 amino acids. The transcript has 8 exons.